AUGGAGGCGGCGGCCGCCCCGCCGCUCCCGCUCCCGCUGCUGCUGCUGCUGCGGCUCCUCGCCGCCUCGGUGCUGCGCUGCGAGCCGGGCUCGGCCGGGGCAUCUCCCUUCCUGCUCUUUGCCAACCGGCGGGAUGUUCGGCUCGUGGAUGCCGGAGGCACAAAGCUGGAGUCCACUGUGGUGGUCAGUGGUUUAGAGGACGCUGCUGCGGUCGACUUCCAAUAUUCACAAGGCAUCGUUUUCUGGACAGAUGUGAGUGAAGAAGCCAUCAAGCAAACUUACAUUAACCAAACUGGGAAUGUGGUGCAGAAUGUCAUCAUUUCUGGUCUGGUUUCCCCGGAUGGCCUGGCGUGUGAUUGGAUUGGGAAAAAACUUUAUUGGACGGAUUCAGAAACCAAUAGGAUAGAAGUAGCUAAUCUCAAUGGAACAUCUAGAAAAGUCCUCUUCUGGCAAGACCUUGAUCAGCCCAGGGCAAUAGCUUUGGAUCCGGCUCAUGGAUACAUGUACUGGACUGACUGGGGUGAAACGCCCCGGAUAGAGCGGGCAGGAAUGGACAGCAGCAUGCGGAAGAUUAUUGUUGAUUCCGAUAUUUAUUGGCCAAAUGGACUCACGAUAGAUCUCGACGAGCAGAAACUUUACUGGGCUGAUGCAAAACUGAGUUUCAUUCAUAGGGCAAAUCUGGAUGGUUCCUUUAGGCAAAAAGUCGUUGAAGGCAGCCUUACUCAUCCCUUUGCUCUGACGCUGUCUGGGGACACUCUGUACUGGACGGACUGGCAGACGCGCUCCAUCCACGCCUGCAACAAAAGGACGGGAGAGAAAAGGAGAGAGAUCCUGUCUGCCCUCUACUCACCCAUGGACAUCCAGGUCCUGAGUCCGGACCGGCAGCCCUACUUUCACACUCCAUGUGAAGAAAACAAUGGUGGAUGCUCCCAUCUGUGCCUGCUGUCUCCAAGGGACCCCUUCUACAGCUGUGCCUGUCCCACUGGUGUGCAGCUGGAAGAUGAUGGCAGGACAUGCAAAGCAGGUGCUGAGGAAGUCUUGCUGCUCGCUAGAAGAACUGACUUGAGGAGGAUUUCCCUGGACAUGCCAGAUUUCACUGAUAUCAUUCUGCAGAUAGACAACAUCAGACAUGCAAUUGCCAUUGACUAUGACCCUGAGGAAGGCUACAUCUACUGGACUGAUGAUGAUGUCCGGGCAAUUCGUCGGGCCUAUCUGGAUGGCACUGGAGCCCAGACUCUGGUGACCACAGAAAUCAACCAUCCAGAUGGCAUUGCUGUGGAUUGGGUGGCCAGGAACCUGUACUGGACUGACACUGGCACGGACCGCAUUGAAGUGACCCGGCUGAAUGGGACGUCAAGGAAGAUCCUUAUCUCAGAAAACCUGGAUGAACCUCGAGCCAUAGUGCUCAAUCCUGUAAUGGGCUACAUGUAUUGGACAGACUGGGGUGAAAGUCCAAAGAUAGAAUGUGCUUAUUUGGAUGGCUCAGAAAGGCGAGUUCUGGUGAAUACAUCCCUUGGGUGGCCUAAUGGCUUGGCACUGGAUCUUGAAAAAAACAAGCUUUACUGGGGAGAUGCAAAAACAGAUAAAAUUGAGGUCAUAAAUGUUGACGGAACAAUGAGGAAAACCCUCUUAGAAGACAAGCUUCCACAUAUAUUUGGGUUCACACUGCUGGGGGACUACAUCUACUGGACUGACUGGCAGAGACGAAGCAUUGAAAGAGUUCACAAGAUUAAGGCCAGCAGAGACAUCAUUAUUGAUCAGCUGCCGGAUUUAAUGGGCCUUAAGGCAACGAGUGUCACCAAAGUAUUUGGAACUAAUUCAUGCGCAGAGAACAAUGGAGGCUGCAGCCAUCUGUGUUUCUUUACACCCCAGGAGGCCAGGUGUGCUUGUCCCAUUGGCCUUGAGCUGUUGAGUGACAUGAAGACUUGCAUCAUUCCUGAAGCCUUCUUAGUUUUCACAAGCAGAGCAGCAAUUCAUAGGAUUUCCCUUGAAACCAAUAAUAAUGAUGUUGCUAUUCCUCUUACUGGAGUCAAGGAAGCAUCUGCUCUGGAUUUUGAUGUCUCUGAUAACAGAAUCUAUUGGACUGAUGUUAGUUUGAAGACCAUAAGCCGAGCUUUCAUGAAUGGGAGCUCUGUUGAACAUGUAAUUGAGUUUGGGCUAGAUUAUCCUGAGGGAAUGGCUGUAGACUGGAUGGGAAAGAACCUCUACUGGGCAGAUACUGGAACCAAUCGCAUCGAAGUCGCCCGCCUGGAUGGACAAUAUAGGCAGGUCCUUGUGUGGAAGGACUUGGACAACCCAAGGUCUCUGGCUCUUGAUCCCACCAAAGGAUACAUGUACUGGACUGAGUGGGGAGGUAAACCCAGGAUCGUUCGAGCCUACAUGGAUGGGACAAACAGCAUCACUUUGGUGGACAAAGUGGGGCGUGCCAAUGACCUCACUAUUGAUUAUGUGGACCAAAGGCUCUACUGGACUGACUUAGACACAAGCAUGAUUGAGUCAUCAAAUAUGCUGGGACAAGAGCGAGAAAUCAUAGCAGAUGAUCUACCUCAUCCAUUUGGAUUAACUCAGUACAGUGACUACAUCUACUGGACAGACUGGAAUCUUCACAGCAUAGAAAGAGCAGACAAGACCAGUGGGAAGAACAGGACACUUAUUCAGGGCCAUCUGGAUUUUGUGAUGGAUAUAUUGGUCUUCCAUUCUUCUCGUCAGGAUGGCUUGAAUGAUUGUGUGCAGAAUAAUGGCCAUUGUGGUCACUUGUGCCUUGCCAUCCCAAAUGGAUUUAGGUGUGGCUGUGCUGCUCAUUACACCUUGGAUCCCAACAGCAGGAACUGUAGUUCCCCGGCCAGCUUCCUGCUAUUUAGCCAGAAAUCUGCCAUCAGCAGGAUGAUACCUGAUGAUCAGCAAAGCCCAGAUAUCAUCCUACCUAUGCAUGGUCUAAGGAAUGUCAAGGCUAUUGAUUAUGAUCCCUUAGAUAAAUUGAUCUACUGGGUGGAUGGGCGCCAGAAUAUUAUAAAAAGAGCCAAAGAUGAUGGCACCCAGCCUUUCACUGUAAUGAGUACCCCAAACCAAAGUCAGAACCCGGAGAAGCAGCCACACGACCUCAGCAUUGAUAUAUACAGCCAUACCUUGUAUUGGACCUGUGAGGCCACAAAUUCUGUCAAUGUGCACCGGCUGAACGGCGAAUCCAUCGGGAUGGUGCUGCGAGGGGACCACGACAGGCCCAGAGCCAUCGUAGUGAACGCAGAGCGAGGGUACAUGUACUUCACCAACAUGCAGGAGAGAGCUCCCAAGAUUGAGCGUGCAGCCCUGGAUGGCACAGAGAGAGAAGUGCUUUUUACAACUGGGUUGAUCCGACCAGUAGCACUGGUGGUUGACAACAAACUUGGAAAGCUUUUCUGGGUGGAUGCAGAUCUGAAGCGCAUCGAAAGCUGUGACCUCUCAGGUGCCAACCGUGUGACCCUGGAGGACUCCAACAUUCUUCAGCCCAUGGGACUCACUGUGCUGGGGAAUCACUUGUACUGGAUUGAUCGUCAGCAGCAGAUGAUUGAGAGAGUGGAGAAAGUGAAUGGGUACAAAAGGACUAGAAUUCAAGGCCGGAUUGCUCACCUAACAGGCAUUCAUGCUGUGGAGGAGCUUGAUAUGGAAGAAUUCUCUGUGCAUCCAUGCUCUCGUGACAAUGGUGGGUGUUCGCACAUCUGCAUUGCCAAAGGGGAUGGAACUCCCAGAUGUUCAUGCCCUGAGCACCUUGUGCUUCUACAGAAUCUCUUAACGUGUGGAGAACCUCCAACUUGUUCCCCAGACCAGUUUACGUGUGCAACUGGAGAGAUUGACUGUAUCCCAAUGGCAUGGCGAUGUGAUGGGUUUCCUGAGUGUGAUGACCAGAGUGAUGAAGAUAGCUGCCCCAUAUGCUCUGCAUCCCAGUUCCAGUGUGAGAAGGGACAGUGCAUUGAUGGACACUUGCGGUGUAAUGGAGAAAUUGACUGUCAAGAUAAAUCUGAUGAAGCAGAUUGUGAUACAAUUUGUCUGCCCAACCAGUUCCGAUGCGCGAGUGGCCAGUGCAUCCUCCUGAAGCAGCAGUGUGACUCCUUCCCAGAUUGCAUCGAUGGUUCUGACGAGCUCAUGUGUGAGAAAUCAAAGCCAGCCUCAGAUGAGUCCCAGCCACACAGCAGUGCCAUCGGUCCUGUCAUUGGGAUAAUCCUGUCCCUUUUUGUCAUGGGAGGAAUGUACUUUGUUUGCCAGCGGGUGGUGUGCCAGCGCUACGCGGGGCCCAAUAGUCCUUUUCCACAUGAGUAUGUCAGUGGCACUCCUCACGUCCCUCUUAAUUUUAUUGCUCCAGGAAGUUCUCAACAUGGCACUUUUACUGGCAUCUCUUGUGGAAAGUCCAUGAUUAGCUCCAUGAGUCUCAUGGGAGGAAGCAGUGGUGCCCCGUUGUAUGACAGAAACCAUGUUACUGGAGCAUCUUCAAGUAGUUCAUCCAGCACUAAAGCCACUUUCUACCCACAGAUUUUGAACCCACCUCCUUCCCCAGCUACUGAUCGCUCCUUAUACAACGCAGAGAUGUUUUAUUCCUCAAACAUUCCUUCUAACACAAGAUCUUACAGGCCGUACCUUAUACGAGGGAUAGCUCCACCCACGACCCCAUGCAGCACAGAUGUCUGUGACAGUGACUAUACUACGAGCCGAUGGAAGGCCAACAAAUACUAUAUAGAUUUAAAUUCAGACUCAGACCCUUAUCCCCCUCCACCCACACCUCGCAGUCAGUACAUGUCGGCAGAAGAAAGUUGCCCUCCAUCUCCUGCCACGGAACGAAGCUAUUUUCACCUCUAUCCCCCUCCACCCUCUCCUUGUACAGACUCUUCAUGA
This is a messenger RNA of Cinclus cinclus, 4863 nucleotides long. RefSeq names its product LDL receptor related protein 5 (gene LRP5). Lineage: Eukaryota; Metazoa; Chordata; Aves; Passeriformes; Cinclidae. Bases 1 to 4863 code for a protein of 1620 amino acids. The record is from RefSeq and is a predicted model, not a curated record. Gene Ontology annotation, biological process: canonical Wnt signaling pathway. Gene Ontology annotation, molecular function: Wnt receptor activity; Wnt-protein binding. The transcript has 23 exons.